Messenger RNA from Rhopalosiphum padi (bird cherry-oat aphid), 480 nucleotides. RefSeq lists its product as uncharacterized. Lineage: Eukaryota; Metazoa; Arthropoda; Insecta; Hemiptera; Aphididae. The annotation marks the transcript as partial. The transcript is spliced from 2 exons. The record is from RefSeq and is a predicted model, not a curated record. Gene Ontology annotation, molecular function: protein dimerization activity.
AAUACUUCAUUUGGAUUUUUGUUUAACAUUACUGAGUUGUCAGUAUUAGAAGUAAGACAAAAAGCUGAAGUGUUACAAAAACAAUAUCCUCAAGAUCUGGAUAUAUCGUUUAUGAAUGAAUGUAUUCAUUUUCGUAGUUACUUAAAAGACUUACCAGAAAGCGUAACAACAAAAUCGGUGCUUUAUUUAUGUAAAGUCUUGAAAGAUGAUAAUUUACAUGAUAUUUACCCAUACGUUAAUAUUGCACUGCGAAUGUUUUUGUGUGUUCCUGCGUCAAAUACUUCAGCCGAGCGUUCAUUUAGUACUCUUAAAAGAGUUAAAACAUACCUUAGAUCUUCUAUGAGUGAUAAUCGUUUAAACUCUUUGGCGAUUCUAAAUAUUGAAUCACAGUUGACAAAUUCAUUAAACUAUGAUAAAAUAAUUGAAGAUUUUGCAAGAUCAAAUGCGCGACGAAAAAAAUUAAUUGAAUUUAUCAACUAG